Paraphaeosphaeria sporulosa is the source of this 2358-nucleotide messenger RNA. RefSeq names its product copper amine oxidase-like protein. The coding region runs from base 213 to 2234 and encodes 673 amino acids. Gene Ontology annotation, biological process: amine metabolic process. The transcript has 2 exons. Gene Ontology annotation, molecular function: primary methylamine oxidase activity; quinone binding; copper ion binding. Lineage: Eukaryota; Fungi; Ascomycota; Dothideomycetes; Pleosporales; Didymosphaeriaceae. The record is from RefSeq and is a predicted model, not a curated record.
CGGAAGUCCUCCUUGAAGCACUAUAAGAACAUUGACAGCUUCCUCUCCCAUCACUCUUACCAGACGUUUGCUCAGAUACGCUUGCUCUUUGUCUUGAAGCAUCGCGCUGGCCACGUAUCUUCUCUCUACCACCGCAGAGCACCACACUGACCAGUCUCCGUGGGUUCGUGUCUACCGCUUUGAACGGACAGCUCCCCCUCAAGGACGACACAAUGGCGCCACAUCCCUUCAAGAUCCUCAGCAUUGAGGAGACCCGCCUCGCCCGCGAUGUCAUCCUCUCUCUCCACCCGGAUGUUGUCGUUGACUUCCGGGAGAUCUUCCUCAAUGAGCCCAACAAGGAGCUCAUGAAGAAGUAUCUUGAGGUCGAGCAUGCGGCGCAGCCUGGAAAGUCAGUACACUCGAAGCGGCCUCCGCGAUUGGCGAAGUGUCAGUACGAUGUAAUUGGAUCUGACAAGAUCCCGGAGUACCACGAGUCGAUUGUUGAUGUUGAGACGAGGAAGAGAGUCAAGCAUGAGAUCAUUGGUAAGGAGCAGCAGGCUUCUUUGACUCUGUGGGAGUUUGAGAACCUUGUGCAGGCGUGCAAGGAGAGUGAGGAGUUCCAGCAAGCGAUCAAGGAGUUCCAUCUACCGGAGGGCUUUGAGCUCGUUAUCGAGCCUUGGCCUUAUGGCGGACGAGACGACACUAGCGAGACUACAAGGUACUUCCAAGGAUUGUGCUUCGGUCAGGACACCAGGAACGGCAACCCUGACUCCAAUUUUUACGCCUACCCUCUCCCCAUCAUACCUGUAAUGGACGCACACACGAAGAAGAUCUGCCGAGUCGACCGACUCGCUACAGGAGGAAAAGGAGAUAGCCUGACAGGAAAGACUCACUCUCCCCAAAUUCUUGCCCACUGCCAACCCGCCGAGUAUGUUCCGGAGCUGGUGGAAGGAGGCACCCGGAAAGAUAUGAAGCCUAUCAACAUUACUCAGCCAGAAGGCACUUCGUUCAAGGUUUCCGAUGAUUCGUUUGUAGAAUGGCAGAAGUGGAGCUUCCGUGUGUCAUUCAACCCUCGUGAAGGAGCUGUUCUGCACGACGUGCGAUACGAAGGCCGAAGUAUCAUCUACCGUCUCAGCAUCAGCGAAAUGAGCGUUCCCUAUGCCGAUGCCCGAGCGCCCUUCCACCGGAAGCAAGCGUUUGAUUUUGGCGACGGUGGUGCUGGUAAUUGCGCAAACAACCUGUCUCUCGGCUGUGAUUGUCUUGGUGUUAUCAAGUACUUCGACGCCGUCAUCGUUAGCUCAGAUGGUGAGCCCAAGGAGCAUCCCAACGUCAUCUGCCUACACGAGCAGGACAACGGUAUCGGCUGGAAGCACACCAACUGGAGAACCGGCCGAGCAGUCGUGACUCGCAUGCGCGAGUUGGUCGUCCAGUUCAUCAUUACCCUCGCCAACUAUGAGUACGUAUUUGCGUACAAGCUGGACACUGCAGGCGGCAUCACUCUCGAAGUACGCGCAACCGGCAUCGUAUCCACCGUUAAUAUCGACCCGGGCAAGACCUCGGAAUACGGCAACGUCGUGUCCGGCGGCGUCCUCGCGCAGAACCACCAGCACAUCUUCGCCGCGCGCCUCGACCCCGCCAUCGACGGCCACAAUAAUACGCUUCUCUACGAGGAGUCGCAUACUGCGCCCUGGGACAAAGAAACGAAUCCAAACGGCAACUUCUAUGAGAUCCGCAAGACGGUCGUGAAUCGCAGCCAGGGUCUGGAUGCGGCGCCAGAACAUAACCGCACGUUCAAGAUCAUCAAUGAGAGCAAGAAAAACAAGCACAGCGGCAACCCAGUCGGCUACAAAUUCCAGCCACCCGCAACACAGAAACUACUCGCCGCGCCGGGCAGUCUGCAGUACCAGCGCGCGCUCUUCGCCCAGCACCACGUCUGGGCGACAAAGUACCGCGAAGACGAACUGUACGCUGCGGGGCGGUACACGCUGCAGAGCCAUGUGGAGAAGGGCGGCGUGCACGACAUGGUGGCGCGCAAGGACGAUAUCACCAACCAAGAUCUAGUUGUCUGGAGUGUGUUUGGGUUGACACACAACCCUCGUGUUGAAGACUGGCCGGUCAUGCCAAGCGAGAUUUUCCAGGUGCAUUUCAAACCUUCGGACUUCUUUGAGAGGAAUCCGGCAAUUGAUGUACCAUCCUCGAGGAACCAGGCUAGUGUGCUCGCGAAGGAUUGUUGCUCUGCUGGUCAGAAGCUGUAGGUGGGGUGUGCGAUAGCUGAGUGGAAUAUUUGACGAAGACCAUGUGCAUAGGAUCUCUUGAAUUAUGUAUUGAAUUAGGACUGCAUGAUAACCCUUACCGCAUAAUAGACCUAUAUAUUCCUGC